UAAGAAAACACCUUGGUACAAAGGCCUAAACAGUAGUUCUGAGUUUCCUGGAACUUGGGCCUGCAGACCUCUAGCUGCUUUCCCCUUUGACGGCCAGCCAUCCCCAGACUGUACAGGAAGAACUUGCAGCCUGCUUUGCAUUGUCUGUUCAAUAAAUAGACCUCAGCUUUGUGCAGAUUGAGUAGUAACAUUUUUCUGGAGCAGGACUCUCAUUUCUGACACUAAUGGCCUUAAACAAAACAAAGAAUGAUACAUUUGAUGGAACAGAGCGCGUAACUGUCAACUAUGUGAAGGGGAUUCUUCAACCCACACCUACCUGUGACUCAUGGGACCAGAUCUGGAACUUCCAAGCCAAGUCCGAUGAUCUUCUUAUUGCCACCUAUCCUAAAGCAGGAACAACAUGGACUCAGGAGAUAGUGGACUUAAUACAAAAUGAAGGCAAUAUUGAGAAAAGUCAACGAGCACCUACUCAUAUACGAUUUCCUUUCAUCGAAUGGAUACAUCCAUCCAUAGGAUCUGGUUUGAACCAAGCUAAUGAAAUGCCCUCACCACGGACCCUGAAAACACAUCUUCCCAUCCAGCUGCUGCCACCAUCCUUCAUAGAAAAAAACUGUAAGAUAAUCUAUGUAGCAAGAAAUCCAAAGGACAAUAUGGUAUCUUACUACCAUUUCCAAAGAAUGAAUAAAGCCCUUCCUGCUCCAGGAACCUGGGAAGAGUAUUUUGAGAGUUUUCUGGCUGGGAAGGUGUGCUGGGGUUCUUGGCAUGACCAUGUGAAAGGAUGGUGGAAAGCCAAAGACCAACAUCGCAUUCUCUACCUCUUCUAUGAGGACCUGAAGAAGAAUCUAAAGCAUGAAAUUCAGAAGUUGGCAGAAUUUAUUGGGAAAAACCUAGAUGAUGAAGUCCUAGAUAAAAUUGUCCUUCACACUUCAUUUGAUGUUAUGAAGCAGAAUCCAAUGGCAAACUAUUCAUCAAUUCCUACUACAAUCAUGAACCACUCUGUUUCUCCAUUCAUGAGAAAAGGGACAGUUGGAGACUGGAAGAAUCACUUUACUGUUGCUCAGAAUGAGAGAUUUAAUGAAGAUUACGAGAAGAAAAUGGCUGAUACCAAUAUAACUUUCCACUUCCAAUUCUCAUAA
This is a messenger RNA of Enhydra lutris kenyoni (northern sea otter), 1136 nucleotides long. Its product is annotated as sulfotransferase 1C4-like. The record is from RefSeq and is a predicted model, not a curated record. Gene Ontology annotation, molecular function: sulfotransferase activity. NCBI's taxonomy places the organism in Eukaryota, Metazoa, Chordata, Mammalia, Carnivora, Mustelidae. Gene Ontology annotation, cellular component: cytoplasm. Bases 225 to 1136 code for a protein of 303 amino acids. The transcript is spliced from 7 exons. Gene Ontology annotation, biological process: sulfation.